AUGUAUUAUAUUCCUAAUUCUCAGACAACAAAUGCUCCUCCUGGUGAGCUACCUUAAGGCUAAAUACCUUAGACAUAAUAAAAAAUAAUUAGAAAAAUCUAUUAUAUCUAGUAACCUACAUAGAAUCAACCUCCUUAGCAGUAAUUCUAUGCUCAGCCUGCUAAUCCUCAAAUUUUAGCAUAACCUUCUCUUAACUAUAACUAGUCAUCUGCCCCAUCUAAUUACCCUCUAAUGUAGCAAUAAAUUUCUUUAAAAACUGAGCCUGUAACUUAAACCCAUUUAAAUACGGUUUAAAAUUUAAAUUAGUAGGAAAAACCUUUAGAGUUUGAUGAUGGAUCAUUCUCAUAUUUAAUUUCAAAAGUUUAAGUUUCAAAGUAUCUAAAUGGUAUAUUUUCUUAUUAGGUUUCAAGUUAUUGCUAUAAGUGA
Molecule: messenger RNA, 426 nt
Organism: Tetrahymena thermophila SB210
Lineage: Eukaryota; Ciliophora; Oligohymenophorea; Hymenostomatida; Tetrahymenidae
Exons: 1
Source: RefSeq, a predicted model, not a curated record